Molecule: messenger RNA, 537 nt
Organism: Knipowitschia caucasica
Lineage: Eukaryota; Metazoa; Chordata; Actinopteri; Gobiiformes; Gobiidae
Source: the annotation of a GenBank genome assembly
AUGAGUCUGAUGCAGGAGAUGGCCACACAGAGACGGUCUGGGCCUCCUCUGUGCUCCUCUGGGGGAGACCUCAGCCCCGUGCUCCUCUGGGGGAGACCUCAGCCCCUUGCUCCUCUGGGGGAGACCUCAGCCCCGUGCUCCUCUGGGGGAGACCUCAGCCCCGUGCUCCUCUGGGGGAGACCUCAGCCCCGUGCUCCUCUGGGGGAGACCUCAGCCCCGUGCUCCUCUGGGGGAGACCUCAGCCCCGUGCUCCUCUGGGGGAGACCUCAGCCCCGUGCUCCUCUGGGGGAGACCUCAGCCCCGUGCUCCUCUGGGGGAGACCUCAGCCCCGUGCUCCUCUGGGGGAGACCUCAGCCCCGUGCUCCUCUGGGGGAGAUCUCAGCCCUGUGCUCCUUCGUGUUAGACCAAUGGAUCAUGCGAAGCUCCUCCUCUGUCCUGAUCCUGUCUCUGAUCUGGGGUUUAUUUAUUAAGUGUGAGCACAGACAACAACACACAGACUGUGUCUGUGAACACAUGGUGGUGUCUGUGACCACAUGA